Molecule: messenger RNA, 444 nt
Organism: Heterotrigona itama
Lineage: Eukaryota; Metazoa; Arthropoda; Insecta; Hymenoptera; Apidae
Source: the annotation of a GenBank genome assembly
AUGGCGAGGAAGUCGAUCCUCGUGUACGAUCUGUUGAAAACCGAGCAACCGCCGGAAGGUUUCACCGAGAGGGAGAUCGUAGAACAAAUCAGUACCAGGCACGACAUCAUGGCUGGAAAAACCCUUCGGAAGCAGGUGUCCGUGGCGCUUCGUCGUGGCGUCGAUUUUGGCAUCAUCGCCAAGAAAAACAACAAAUUUAGAUUCGAUCCUGAUAGUGCAAAAGUUAGUACCACCAGACGCAAAACCUCAUCGCGGAAAAAUGCUCGAGGAAAGAGUAAGAGCAGAAUUAUCAAAAGAACAACGAAGACGCAGCAACGAUCGAGCACGAAGAACAAAAAUCGUAACCAAAAGCGACCGGUACCGCAGCCAAAUCUACCAAAAUCGUGGACACCGAGCAAGAGAAACUUGACUGACGAGCCAUUGUCGAAAGUGAAGAAAGUUUGA